Molecule: messenger RNA, 816 nt
Organism: Ceratotherium simum simum (southern white rhinoceros)
Lineage: Eukaryota; Metazoa; Chordata; Mammalia; Perissodactyla; Rhinocerotidae
Source: RefSeq, a predicted model, not a curated record
AUGAGGAGGGCCUUGGCAGAUGGGAGAGCAGGAGACUGGGAGGGCUGCUUCUCACCACUCUUUCCCCACAGGACACUGACAGAACUUCUGAAGCAGCCAGGCCCCCAGGAGCCACUGCCUCCGCCUCUGGGCCCCCCUCUGGGGAGCUGUGUCCAGGUGCAGAUGGGUGACAGCCUUCCCCGGGGCUCCCCCCACAACAGCACAGACAAGAAACGCCCCAACAACGCGCCGCUGGGGUCGGCGACACCCGGACCCCCGCGCGGCCCCCGGCUGCAGGGCGGCGGCAGCAUGACGCUGCAGCCCGACUACGCCAAGUACGCCACCCUCAAGGCCGCCGCGCUCAAGGCCGCAGAGGCCUCCCCGCAGGACUUCUACCAGCGGUUCCCCGCGAUCGAGCCCGCCCCAGUGACCCUCCCGGCACCGGCCCCGCGGCCUCCUGAGGACUUGUCAGCGCUGCUCAACGCCUGCCCCUGGGCCCCGCCGGGCUACGCGCCCCCUGCCGGCCCCGCCCCGUCGGGCCACUACAAGGGCUGGACCGCUGGCCGCCCGGCCCGGCCCGGCCCCCGCGGCCGCCUGGCGGCUCAGGCCUGCCACGCGCCCCGGCACCAGUUCAGCGUGGAGAAGCUGCCCGAAGGCUUCAGCCCGCAGCCCCCCGGCCUUUACAGCAGCGCGGGCCGCGGACCCCGGCACCUGAGCACCAACAGCAAAGCGGAGGUCACCGUGUGAAGACGGGGCCGCUGGUUCUCCCGAGGCAUCGCAUCGCUGGGAGCCCUCGUCUGCCGGGAGUCGCCAUCGGGUCGGUCGAGGGGCCCAGGC